AUGGAUUUCAAGAAUCUCGGAAAGAACUUUACCUCCUUCGGGGCUUCAAUCACCCCCUUUGCCUCCCGUACCUUCCAAUACACCAAGGAACAGCUCGGCCAAGCCGAGGAUAAGACCCAGCUUCCUCCUGACUACAUUGAUCUCGAGAAGAGAGUCGACGCCCUCAAGCAGGUCCACCAGAAGAUGCUGGCUGUGACCUCACAAUACUCGAACGAAGCCUACGACUACCCGCCCAACAUCAAGGAGACAUUCCAGGAUCUCGGCCGCACCGUUAGCGAGAAGGUCACUCUUCUGUCUUCCGCAAGCUCUCCUGCCGAGGCCCAGGCCGCUCUGACAGCACCUCCCUCCGCGAAGCCCCAGCCCAAGACUUUCAACCAUGCCAUCGCCCGUGCCAGUCUGGCUAGCAGCCAGGUCCUCCACCAGCAGCACACCGGCACCGGAGAGGAUCCUCUGGCUACGGCUCUGGAGAAGUAUGCACUGUCGAUGGAGCGUGUUGGUGAGGCUCGCAUGGCCCAGGACGCCCAGAUUCAAAGCCGAUUCCUUGCAGGCUGGAACACCACCCUGAACACCAACUUGAUGUUCGCCACGCGUGCUCGCAAGAAUGUCGAGAACUCGCGACUGACUCUCGACGCUGCCAAGGCACGCGCUCACGGCACCACCUGGAAGCUCGGUCCUGGAUCCCCACGCGCGGAGGAGGGCCAGCCUCAGGAGCUGAGCCCCGAGGCCCAGGAGGAGAUUGAGAAGGCCGAGGACGAGUUCGUCACACAGACUGAGGAGGCCGUGGGUGUCAUGAAGAAUGUCCUUGACACCCCGGAGCCCCUCCGCAACCUCGCCGAUCUCAUCGCUGCCCAGAUUGAGUAUCACAAGAAGGCCUACGAGAUCCUGAGCGAGCUUGCCCCUAUCGUGGACGGCCUGCAGGUCGAGCAGGAGCCAAUUGAUACCGCAAACAUGCGAAGGACAUUUCGCCUGCUCGCGGGCGUCAAGCCUGUUCGUUAUCUCGAGCCUGGCACCCCAACGGGUCUCACGGGCCUUUGGACACACAACAGCCCGCGGUCGACGUUGCUGUACGUCUACGGCAACACCCUCGACAAGCUCAAGGCGAUUCCCGAGUCUUCCCUGUACCGCCAAUCCGUCGAAGCCCUGACGAAGCACCGUCUUGCCCUUGUCGAAGCCACCAUACCUCCCGGAUACGAGGAGUGGGAGAAGAAGGCCGAACAGAUCGUCAAGGAGAAGCCCGAACAAUUCCGCCUCGUCAGCGGUCGCGUUGACGGCAGCGGCGCUCGCACGGUCAAGCUCGGCAACAGGAUGUUCGUCGUGGGCAAGCAGCACGAGGCCAAGGAUGUUCGCUUGGAAGAGUGGGACGGUGAGAAGGACGAGGGUGGCACUAUGGAGGGCCCGCGCACCGAGGCAGAGCGUCAAGAUCAUAAGCUGCUUGCCGAGCGCAAGGAUGUGAACGACGUAGCCAAGGUUCAGUGGGAGCCUGAGCCGCAACUGACGGCCGACCAGAUUGCUGAGCUGGAGAACAAGAUUGGAGCUGGCCUCAUUGAGGAGGUUAUCCAGGUUGCCGAGGGUGAGCUGAAGCUCGUGGACACGAUGAUCCAGGCCAAGGUGUGGGAGGACCUAGAGGAGAAGCCUGUCGAGGGGCAAUGGACUUACUUUGAGCGGAAAUAA
Colletotrichum gloeosporioides is the source of this 1671-nucleotide messenger RNA. Its product is annotated as NADH-ubiquinone oxidoreductase 29.9 kDa subunit. Bases 1 to 1671 code for a protein of 556 amino acids. Gene Ontology annotation, biological process: respiratory electron transport chain. Gene Ontology annotation, molecular function: protein binding. Gene Ontology annotation, cellular component: cytoplasm. The record is from RefSeq and is a predicted model, not a curated record. Lineage: Eukaryota; Fungi; Ascomycota; Sordariomycetes; Glomerellales; Glomerellaceae. The transcript has 8 exons.